UUACGAUGUCUAUCCGGAUAUCAAAUAUGGUGGUGGAACCCAAAUGUGGAUAUUAACGCAAAAACCUACCUGGAGGCCUGGGAUGUAUUAGAAUAAAUUACCGCUGAUUUGCUCUCGAAAGAUCAACAGCCCACUUCACUGAUGAGGUCCAAGACACCCAUAAGAGAGGAGGACUGAGCAGGCCCCUUGCCAGCACAGCUCUCCUCUGGAGAAGCCCAGGUGCAACAGCAGCAGGGGCAGCGUUUCAUCAUCCAACUCCCUAGGACUCUACAGUCCUGCCCUCCACAUUUCCUAUCUUAGUGGGUCCCCGCGAGCGUUCAAAACUGUUUCUCCAACGCUUCUACCAAAAACUCAGACUGUUUUCCAGAGCAGAAGUAGCGGUUGGGCCCAGCUGCUCCUCCUCCCAGGGGGAAGCCAUGGGGAGCCUGCGAAGCCACCGCUACAGCAUCGUCUCCUCCGAGGAAGACGGCAUGAAGCUGGCCGCCAUCGCCGCCGUGCCCAACGGCUACGGCAACGGCAUGGUAGCCAAGGCGGACACGGCGCAGCAGCAGACUGUGAGCCGCUUCGUCCAGAAGGACGGCCACUGCAACGUGCAGUUCAUCAACAUGAGCGAGAAGGGCCAGCGCUACCUUGCCGACCUGUUCACCACCUGCGUGGACAUCCGCUGGCGCUGGAUGCUGAUCAUCUUCUGCCUGUCCUUUCUCCUCUCCUGGCUCUUCUUCGGCUUCGUCUUCUGGCUGGUAGCGCUCUCCUAUGGCGACCUGGAGAACGAGACGCAGAUGUGCGUGUCCAACGUCAACAGCUUCACCGCUGCCUUCCUCUUCUCCGUGGAGACGCAGACCACCAUUGGCUAUGGCUACCGCUACGUCACCGAGGAGUGUCCCGUGGCCGUCUUCAUGGUGGUAUUCCAGAGCAUCUUCGGCUGCAUCAUCGACGCCUUCAUCAUUGGCGCCGUCAUGGCUAAGAUGGCCAAGCCCAAGAAGAGGAACGAGACGCUGAUCUUCAGCCACUACGCCACGGUGGCCAUGCGGGACAGCAAGCUGUGUCUGAUGUGGCGCGUGGGGAACCUGCGCAAGAGCCACCUGGUGGAGGCCCACGUUCGCGCCCACCUCCUCAGGUCGCGCACCACAGCCGAAGGCGAGUACAUCCCCCUGGACCAGAUGGACAUCGACGUGGGCUUCGACAGCGGCGUCGACCGCAUCUUCCUGGUGUCGCCCAUCACCAUCGUCCACGAGAUCGACGAGGACAGCCCCUUGUACGAGAUGGGCAAGCAGGAGCUGGAGACGUCCCAGUUUGAGAUGGUGGUGAUCCUGGAAGGUAUGGUGGAAGCCACGGCCAUGACCACCCAGUGCCGCAGCUCCUACGUGGCCAGCGAGGUUCUCUGGGGCCACCGCUUCGAGCCAGUCCUGUUCGAGGAGAAUAACUACUACAAAGUGGACUACUCCCGCUUCGAGAAAACCUACGAGGUGCCCAGCACGCCCCAGUGUAGUGCCAGGGACCUGGCCGAGAAGAAGUCCCUGGUCUCUAGCUCCAACUCCUUCUGUUACGAGAACGAGGUGGCCCUUGAAAAAGUGGAGAUGGAGGAGGCGUUUGACGAGGAGAAAGAGGAGGAUGAGGAGGAGAAGGAGGUGAAGGAGGAGGAGGUAAAAAUUGAGGAUCAGGGUGCUAUUGAGAAUGCAGCACUGGUGGAGACAAACACAGACACAGUCUCUGUACAUUCUGAACACGAUCAGGAUACCAGGAGUCCGACGAUGCCUUCAGAAGCAAGGCCUCUAAGACGAGAAUCAGAAAUAUGACUGCAGAGAAGUUAGGGGGGAAAUACUACAUGCAAUACUACUAUGAUAGGUUUGACCUUUGCUCCUAACGGCUUUC
This is a messenger RNA of Coregonus clupeaformis (lake whitefish), 1872 nucleotides long. RefSeq names its product inward rectifier potassium channel 2-like. Bases 417 to 1796 code for a protein of 459 amino acids. Gene Ontology annotation, molecular function: inward rectifier potassium channel activity. Gene Ontology annotation, cellular component: plasma membrane. The record is from RefSeq and is a predicted model, not a curated record. Lineage: Eukaryota; Metazoa; Chordata; Actinopteri; Salmoniformes; Salmonidae. The transcript has 2 exons. Gene Ontology annotation, biological process: regulation of monoatomic ion transmembrane transport; potassium ion import across plasma membrane.